Messenger RNA from Marchantia polymorpha subsp. ruderalis, 1177 nucleotides. Lineage: Eukaryota; Viridiplantae; Streptophyta; Marchantiopsida; Marchantiales; Marchantiaceae. The record is from the annotation of a GenBank genome assembly.
UGCUCGUCGCAGCUCGCCUCGAUUCUGUUCUGUCUGUGUAGAUGAGCGAUCGAUCGAUCGAUCGAUCUUCCUCUUCUACUGCCGCUGCCGCAGGUCCUGAUCUAUCAUCUUGUUCAGCCGAGCUGCGCAGCAGCAGCAGCAGUGGGCCUCGAGAGAUUCUGGGUUUGUGAGGAUUUGCGUGCAGCGAUGGAGGCGAUGGCGAGCUUGAGAGGAGCAGGCGUGAGCACGAGCACGAGCUGCUCGAAGCAGCAAUUCUUCGCCGGCGCGGCGCCCAGUCCCGCUCUGGUGAGCUGCAACAAAUGGAGCAGCGCCGGCGGCGAGCGGAGGGCCGUGGUGAGCGUCGAGGCCAAGGGGCGCAAGACCAGCAUGUUGCCCGGCAGCGGCAGGAGGCCCUCGGGUCCCAACCUGCCGAAUUUGGACGGCGACGACAAUCCCAAGUUCGUUCUCUUCAUCAGGACUCAGAAAGUCCCAAGGUGGUACCCAUUGAGUGUUGUUUCUGGAGGCUCAACGGCGAAGGUCAUGCUUGCAGCCAUGGGUAACGAUUGGGGAAAGAAGCUCUACGGAGAUACUUUGACCCGAAACAUCGCUGAGGUUAUCUACAAGGACGAAAGGGCUGUCAGGCAGACAGCUUUCAAGACUUACCCAGUGCUGAAAUCUGCGUCAGGUUUCGAAUACGGUUACAAAAUUGUGGACAAGAAGAACCCAAAUUCAGCAAUUUACGGUCAAGACGUCAUUCAGAUCCCACCCAAAGGAGAAUUGAAGUCAGUUGUGGACAAGGUGAAGGAGAGCUUCGGUAACCUUUUCACCGGUGUGAAGGACACUUUUGGCUCGAUCUCCCCCAUUGAGCCUGAAGAUGCACCAGAAGCAGAUAAAAAAUGAUCCAACCGAUUAUCCACUUCGAUUUAGAUAGACUUUUAUAUGAGUGCCUUUGCACUGCGUAUCCAACCGAGGAGAAACAGUGCUGAAAGCAAAGCAAGGCCGCCCUGAAGUCAAGCGCGAAGUUUACCUUUUCCUGUACUUUAGAAUUGACAUGGGAUCCCCCUUCAGCUGAGUCAGUCAUACUAAUUUUCGUAGGAGUAGUGUACAUUCAGUUCAAGUUGAAGAUAAUUCGUUUUUAGAUAGGGCGGAGUGCAUCUGUAUUUUAUCAAAGAAACAGGGAACCUGGAAGAUUUUCAUC